Nanorana parkeri is the source of this 1007-nucleotide messenger RNA. RefSeq names its product indolethylamine N-methyltransferase-like. The transcript is spliced from 4 exons. Gene Ontology annotation, cellular component: cytosol. The annotation marks the transcript as partial. The record is from RefSeq and is a predicted model, not a curated record. Gene Ontology annotation, molecular function: N-methyltransferase activity. Lineage: Eukaryota; Metazoa; Chordata; Amphibia; Anura; Dicroglossidae.
AUACAUAAAGGGGGACGCCAUAUCUUUGGGUGCAGUAGGGCACCGGCGCAGUGGAUAUCCAGCGAGGAAAAUGUCUACAAUGAAUGUGACAACUCACAAGCAUUAUAAUGAUCCAGAUCUUGAUGCCAAAGAAUACAUAAAGGGGGACGCCAUAUCUUUGGGUGCAGUAGGGCACCGGCGCAGUGGAUAUCCAGCGAGGAAAAUGUCUACAAUGAAUGUGACAACUCACAAGCAUUAUAAUGAUCCAGAUCUUGAUGCCAAAGAGUUAGUUAAUACUCAUUUUUCCCAUGGGAAGAUCAGCAUAAUUGAAGAAACUAUGGGCUUUCCUACAAGGGUCAUCCAUGAUUUGGCCUCUAAAGGUGAGCUGAAAGGAGAAAAAGUGCUUGAUAUCAGCAUUGGGUCCAUACCCUACCAACUCUUUUCAGUCAGCAGUUUUGUCAAGGAGAUCUAUGUUGUGCAGAUGACUGAUACCAGCUUCCGACACUUCAACCAAUGGCUGGAAAAAGACAACGGAGCCACUGAUUGGUCACAUGCUUCCAAACGAGUCUGCCAUCUUGAGGGUAACAGACAAGGGUGGCAGGAGAAGGAAGACCAGACGAGUAGCCUCAUUAAAGGGGUGUAUAAGUGGGACAACUAUGAAACCAACAGCCUGGAUCCUGCGCUGGUGCCACAGGUGGACUGUGUCAUCACUUUAUGGAUAUUAAACGUCAUCAGUAAAACGAAGGACGACCUCCUAAAGAACCUGGUGAGCCUCACAUCCAGACUGAAAGCUGGAGGCCAGCUGCUGGUGUUCAUGGUGCUGGACAUGACCUUCUACAUGGUGGGCUCCCACCGCUACUUCUGCUUGACCUUAGACGAGAAAGAGCUACAAGAGCUGGUGAUCAAAGCCGGCUUCAUCAUCGAAAAGUCGUCUCUGCUGAGAGGUGUGGAACCCAAUGACAUCGUUGACUACAGCCAUAUGUGCUGUGUCCUUGCCCGCAAGAUAAAAGAAGCCUGAAAACCGAAGC